AUGCGCUGUUGGAAAAUGAUGGCAGUCUUCCUGCUCUGCUCGCUGCUGCUCAGCCAGACGCACUGUGCUUCCUUGCACCCCCGACUGACGAGGCAGAGGCGGAUGACACCUUUCUGGAGAGGAGUCUCGCUGAGACCCAUCGGAGCCUCGUGCAGGGAUAACAGCGAAUGCAUUACCAUGCUGUGCAGGAAGAACCGCUGUUUCCUUCGAACAGCCUCCGAGUGA
Molecule: messenger RNA, 225 nt
Organism: Eurypyga helias (sunbittern)
Lineage: Eukaryota; Metazoa; Chordata; Aves; Eurypygiformes; Eurypygidae
Gene: LEAP2
Product: liver expressed antimicrobial peptide 2
Exons: 3
Coding region: 1-225 (74 amino acids)
Biological process (GO): antimicrobial humoral immune response mediated by antimicrobial peptide; defense response to bacterium
Source: RefSeq, a predicted model, not a curated record